AUGCAAAAGAAUAUUCAGAUCAUCUAAGCACUCACGAAUAAAUCUAAGAUUCUGAUACUGAAUUAGAAUUCUCAGUUAUCUUUCAAGAUUCAGCGGAUCUUUAAAAUGUAGGAAGGAUUAUUCCUCCAAAUAAAGUUUCUUCAAAUUAAUAACUUCCAAACAACAAUGAAAUAAACAAUUGUUUUAAGCUCUGCAAUAAAAUACAAAUUAUAAAAAUCCUAGCAAUAAAUAAUCUAAUUGUAAGUGUAUGAAGAUGAAUAAAAUCCUAAAAUUGUCAACACUUAAGAAAUAGAUGAAAAAAUUACUUUAAUUUUGUUAAGAUAUAAAGGAUAAUGA
Messenger RNA from Tetrahymena thermophila SB210, 336 nucleotides. RefSeq lists its product as hypothetical. The transcript is spliced from 2 exons. NCBI's taxonomy places the organism in Eukaryota, Ciliophora, Oligohymenophorea, Hymenostomatida, Tetrahymenidae. The record is from RefSeq and is a predicted model, not a curated record.